CUUCUCCUCUGACGUUGCCGAUAAUUAAAUAGUAAUCGCAUGGCAGUUCAAAGCAUUGGUUUUGUCAUAGUCUGUACUGAUUAAUUACUGCUUAAUUUUAGUUUUCGUCGUCAGUGAAGAUUAGUUUAAAACACAAUAUUAACAAAAUAUAGUUGCCGCUUUAAUUCCUGUUUACACGCGAUUACGGACCUGUUGUCUGCUGUGCUUAGGAAAAUCUUUGUUUUUGCGCUGUUCAUAACCUCAAACGCUUUGUUUAUAAACGUGCAGGAAAAAUAAGUGAGGAAAACAACCGUAGGAGCUGUGUUUCUAAGUGAUUUCACCUCUUAUUAGGCGGAUUCUCAGUGAGGUGAGGCCAGAGAUGGAGGAAUGUUCAUUCACCAGCUGGUACCCCAGGUUUUCGAGGCACAGCGUCGAGUCUAUAGCGAUCCCCAUCCAGAACGACGUUCUGACGUACCUCCGCGAGGGAACCCUCAUCCUGCCCAAGGAGGCGGUGCCGCCACCCAGGCAGCGCAGUUCCAGCUCCUCCGACUGGAGCGACUCAGACGCUGAUUCUGACGAGGCUGAGCAACCGUCUUUCCCCGCGUUCAGCGCACAGUUGAAGGAUGCGAUGAACCAACUGGGAGGCGAGGUGUUUAUCAAAACCAACUGGAGCGCUCCGAAGGAUGCAAAAUGGAUAGCAACGAAUAAGUCGCUUAAAUGUCGGAGACUGGAAGAAAUAUAUUUACUGCUCAAAAGUUCCGACUUUGUUGCCAACGAUCUCAGCUAUCAACUUGAGGAUGGACAAAGCAGCGGUGGCAGUGGUUAUUACGUAGUGCUAAAGCAGUGGAAAGACAUCCAUCCAGGAACGGAAUACAGAUGCUUCGUUAUCCAAAACCAGCUGAUCGCAAUUUCACAGCGAGACUGUACUUCGUACUAUGAGCACAUUCAAAAAUUGAAGUUCGAAAUACUGGACGAUUUAGUCCAGUUUUACAGAAGAAAUAUACAUAAGAAGGCACCACUGGAAACUUACACGCUGGACGUGGUGCGAGAGGGCCGCGGCAGGGUGACGCUGCUGGACGUGGGCCCGCUGACCGAGCGGUCGGCCAAGACGCCGCUGUUCACGUGGCCGGAGCUGCAGGAGCUGCUGGCCGCGCGCUCGCCCCCGCAGCCGGCGUCUGCGGGCGGCGCCGAGGCGGCGGCGGCGUCUGGGGCGGCGGAGACGCCCGCCUUCGACCCCGAGUUCCGCUUCCUGGGCGAGGACCCUGGACUGCAGCCCAACCAGUGCCAGCACUUCGGCGUUCCUUUCGAGGUGUCUGACCUGUGCAGCAUGCAGGAGUCCAUGUCCAUCAUCGAGCACAUUACCGAGGCUGUCAGGCAACAGAACGGCCGCACUGAAGAAAGCUGAGCGAUGAAUUGCGAGCGAGGGGGAUCUGUCGAUAUUAUAAACUGUGAGGAGAGAAAACCUAAUGAACGUUGUAUUAUAUGGUCAAUUAAUUUUGUGGUAUUACAUGUGGCUAAGGUUUCUAAUGUUACCAGAUUCACUGUGAGAGAAAAAUAUAAUAAUUAUCUGGAAGAAUGUUUCAUUUAAAAGCCUGCACGUUAAAUAGUCUUGAAAUGAAUUAUAUAAAGAUUAUUUCCGUUA
Schistocerca cancellata (South American locust) is the source of this 1621-nucleotide messenger RNA. Its product is annotated as cell division cycle protein 123 homolog. NCBI's taxonomy places the organism in Eukaryota, Metazoa, Arthropoda, Insecta, Orthoptera, Acrididae. The coding region runs from base 359 to 1384 and encodes 341 amino acids. The record is from RefSeq and is a predicted model, not a curated record. The transcript has 8 exons. Gene Ontology annotation, cellular component: cytoplasm.